AUGGAUCCAGCUACAGUUGAACAACUAGAUUUCGGGGAAGAAGAAUACGAUGGAAAUCAUAAGUUGCAAUAUCCUCAGGGUGGUGCUAUACCCGCACUUGCUGACGAGGAAAUGAUUGGUGAUGAGGAUGAAUAUGAUGACCUCUACAAUGAUGUUAACGUGGGAGAGGGUUUCCUUCAAAUGCAGCGGUCUGAGUCACAAAUACCUUCUGCUCCGGGAAACAGUGAGUUCCAAACUUCGAAAAAUUCUGAAACCAGAGCCGAUGCAUUGCCCUCCAAAGACACAAACGAUGCCCGGGUUGCCAAUGCAGCCAAACUCCCUGAACAAACGACGAGCAUGCCAAUAAAACAAACUGUGGAGAGGGGAACACUUCCUGAAACGGCACAAAAUUCUCAGUCCGGGCAUUUGGUAGGAGGAUAUACCUAUCAAGGAUCAGCAGGCAUACCUCAUAAUACUGCCCCAGACCGUGUGAACUGCUCAGUAAAAGCAACUGGGGAUCCAUCUAUCCCGUUCCCUAACAUGGGUGCCUCGAGCGGCGCUCAGCAGGUUCCUCCGCCUAACGUGACAACUUCAGACCGCCCAGUGGACUCCGAGUACCUGAUACGGUCGUCCGUGGAAAACGGGAACACAAUGUUGUUUGUAGGGGAACUGCACUGGUGGACCACGGAUGCUGAACUGGAAAGCGUGCUCAUUCAUUACGGGAGGGUCAAGGAGAUCAAGUUUUUCGAUGAGAGGGCGAGUGGGAAAUCGAAAGGGUACUGCCAGGUUGAGUUUUAUGACGCUUGUGCAGCCUCCGCUUGCAAGGAAGGCAUGAAUGGUCACGUUUUCAACGGGCGGCCUUGUGUGGUCGCAUUUGCCACCCCACAAACCAUAAGGCAGAUGGGUGCCUCCUACAUGAACAAGAACCAAGCCCAGGCGCAGCAUCAGCCGCAGCAGGGUAGGAAUCCCCAACAUGACGGCGCGGGGGGGAGGGGCAACGGGUCGAAUUAUUCAGGUGGAGACUCGGGUAGGAACUUUGGACGAGGCGGCUGGGGACGAGGGAAUCAGUUGAAUAAUAGAGGCCCUGGGGCUGGGCCAAUGAGAGGAAGAGGGGGCAUGGGGAACCGAAAUAUGAUGGGGACCGCACCCAAUGCUGGAAAUUUCGGUCAAGGCCUUAACGGGCCUGGUAUCGGUGGCCCACCUGGGUUGAUGCAUCCUCAGGGGAUGAUGGGCCCUGGUUUUGACUUGGCGUUUAUGGGAAGAGGUGCUGGUGGCUAUGGGGGCUUCUCAUCUCCCGCUUUCCCGGGUAUGCUUCCCCCAUUUCAAGGCAUGAACUCGAUGGGGGGGCUUCCGGGGGUGGCUCCUCAUGUCAACCCAGCGUUUUUUGGUCGAGGAAUGAGUCCGAGUGGGAUGGGCAUGAUGGGGAAUGCAGGGGGGAUGGGUGGGCCCCACUCGGGGAUGUGGAAUGAUGGUAAUAACAUGGGUGGGUGGGGAGGGCAGGAACAUGGACGGGAGUCUAGUUAUGCUGGUGAGGACAAUGCAUCUGAGUACGGGUAUGGUGAGGUGAGUCAUGACAAGGGCGUGAGGUCCAGUGGUGCUUCAAGAGACAAAGAAAGAAAUUUGGAUCGUGACUGGUCGAGUAACCCCGAGAAGAGGCAUCGGGAGGAGAAGGAGCACGAUGGGGAAAGAUAUGAUAGGGAAAGUAGGUACAGGGAAGACAAGGAUCGUUAUCGAGACUAUCGCCACAAGGAUCGUGACUCGGGUUACGAUGAUGACUGGGAUAGAGGACAAUCCUCGAGGUCACGUAGCAGAUCAGGUGCGGUGCCGGAAGACGAUCACCACAGGUCUCGUUCUAGGGAUGCUGAUAAUGGUAAGAGGAGACGUAUGGCAUCUGAAUGA
This is a messenger RNA of Striga hermonthica, 1878 nucleotides long. The record is from the annotation of a GenBank genome assembly. NCBI's taxonomy places the organism in Eukaryota, Viridiplantae, Streptophyta, Magnoliopsida, Lamiales, Orobanchaceae.